Molecule: messenger RNA, 2275 nt
Organism: Capsella rubella
Lineage: Eukaryota; Viridiplantae; Streptophyta; Magnoliopsida; Brassicales; Brassicaceae
Product: golgin candidate 2
Exons: 10
Coding region: 169-2181 (670 amino acids)
Biological process (GO): retrograde transport, vesicle recycling within Golgi; Golgi organization
Cellular component (GO): Golgi membrane; Golgi cisterna
Source: RefSeq, a predicted model, not a curated record
UAGGAAUUUACACCUUCCUCCAAUUCUUUGAUUUCAUCUUCGUCUUCUUCGUUUAUCUCUCUGAUGCGAGAGAGUGUUAAUUCAGAAAUCACUUUGGGUAACAAAACGCUGUCGUAUGGGUCUUUAGUCCCAUCUCUUUUCUAAACUAAAGAGCAGUGGAAGGCAACAAUGGCGAAUUGGAUCUCGUCGAAGCUCAAAGCCGCCGAAACGAUUCUUCAACAGCUCGAUCAGCAGGCAGCAGAGUCUCUACGAAAGGAUGAGAAGUCUGAGACCCAUGACGAGGUCUUUGACACCUCUCCAAAGUCUGGAAGCAGUCCUGUUUCUUUGAAAGAUCAGUUGAGGAAGAAGACAUAUGAAGGCAGUGAUUCUGGCAGUGGAUCUCAGAGAAACUCAACUGACCAAAAACCUAGUUACAUAAGUAGUGGCAAAAAGUUACGCAAACCAGAUCAAUCUCAAGGAAGGACAAGUUCACCGUCACAAAGCUUGACAGAAGAGAAAACUAAACUCACUGACAAUGACUGGACAGAACUUUUGAGUUCUCCAAAUCAGGGGACCAGUAAUUCUAAGCCUCGUACUCCCGGUGGAACAUCUGUGCUUCGAGGAUUGAAGAAGGAUGGAAAAAGACAUGGCAAUGUGGGGAAAAAUCCUUUGGUAUUUGAUGGUAAGAAGAGUGACAAGAGUAGUGGUAAUUUGGUCGAUUCUCGAGGGAGGCCACAAAAACAGCCGAAUAGGGAACCAAGCGACAAAGAAGUGUCUAGCCCUUCUGAUGCUGGCGUGGAAAGUAGGAAUGCUCCUCGGGAUAUAUCUGUGAAGUCAACUCAUAAAGAGAAUGAGGAGGAUGUCAGUGCUCAACCAUCUGCCCUGAAUGACUCCACGAGAUCGGUCUAUGAGACUCCCCUUCGGGAUACAUUACCAAGUGUAGGGAAAUCGGAGGGUCGUGAGCCCAGAAGAAGUGCUGUAUGGGGAAAGCAGGUGAAGGGAGAAGCCUCACUGAGCAAUGUUUCUGAUGGUCUAAAGAGGAGAGAUUCUUCCUUGUCAAGUGAUGAAUCUGAAUCCGAUUAUGAGUCUGAUUCAAGCACUGACUCUGAGAGGGAGCGUCAGAGGGAAGAGCUUAGGAGGAGAAGAGAGAAAAUCUUUGCUGAAAAAGUUGCAACAAAAGCUGUAGCCGUCAUCAAAGAGCGAGAGAAUAUGGUAGCAAGACUUGAGGGUGAAAAACAGAGUUUAGAGAAAAUAGUCGAGGAACGAGCUAAACAACAGGCACAAGAGGCUGCAGAGUUGCAAACAAACAUGAUGGAAACACUGGAAGCUGCUGACCUUGAAAAACAGAAGCAUAACAAUACAAGAAUGGAAGUUCUCACACGCUUGGCUGGAUUGGAGGCUGCAAACGCUGAACUUACAAGAUCGCUUGCUGCUGGGCAGAAGAAACUUGAGACUCAGAUAGAGCAGGUAACAGUACUCCGACAACAAGUUGAGCUUAAAGAGUCUGCUCUGGAAGAACUGAAGCGGAAUACUUUUCAUAAUGGGGAAAGUGUGUCAACUCUAAAACAGUUAGAUGCUACUAGAGGAGAUAUAUUCGAACACCAGAUGCUUGAAGCAGAGAUUUCUUUGCUGACUGAUAAGAUCGGGCGGCUACAAGAUAAGGCAACUAAACUGGAAGUAGACAUAGAAAUGAUGAGAAAGGAACUUGAAGAACCAACUGAAGUGGAAAUUGAACUGAAGCGAAGACUUAACCAGCUUACUGACCACCUUAUUCAAAAACAAUCCCAGGUCGAAGCGCUUUCCUCAGAGAAAGCAACCAUAUCGUUUAGAAUUGAGGCUGUAUCAAGGCUUAUAGAAGAAAACAAAGGUAUGUCUGCGACUGAAGCCUCAUCCCAUGAUCUUGAAGCAGGAGAUUGGGAACUCUCAGGAUCCAAGUUUAAACCAGCUUUCCAAGAUAAAAUCCGGUCAGGAAAGAAACAUUUGGGAUGGCUAGUGAUGCAACUAAAUGCUAUAUUCGUGUCGGGAACUGUCUUCUUGCGUAGAAACCCAACCGCCAAAAUCUGGGCUUUACUCUAUCUUGUUUGCCUUCAUCUCUGGGUAUUAUACAUCUUACUUUCUCAUUCUGAUACUUCUACUUCAGGUGAACUUAGAUCAGGUGCGGUGAUAUCCUUAGAGAACUUCAGUAACAGUUCACAUCAAUAGGUCUUUCUUUAGAGCACUUGUCUUUUGAAUCAUAUGUAAUUUUCCUUCCAACAUUUUUUGAAGCUUGGUUUGAAUCUUAUUGUAUUCACAAUCA